This is a messenger RNA of Eurypyga helias (sunbittern), 4067 nucleotides long. It is a transcript of the gene PLXND1, whose product is annotated as plexin D1. The transcript has 32 exons. Gene Ontology annotation, molecular function: protein binding; semaphorin receptor activity. Gene Ontology annotation, cellular component: semaphorin receptor complex. Lineage: Eukaryota; Metazoa; Chordata; Aves; Eurypygiformes; Eurypygidae. The annotation marks the transcript as partial. Gene Ontology annotation, biological process: regulation of GTPase activity; semaphorin-plexin signaling pathway involved in axon guidance; positive regulation of axonogenesis. The record is from RefSeq and is a predicted model, not a curated record.
CCCAAUGUUGUGCGCAUCUCUCCGCAGCUGCAGCCGGAGCAGCUGGACUGUGGAGCAGCGCACCUUCAGCACCCCCUGGCCAUCGUGAGCCCCCUCACAGCAACGCCCAUCUUCACCUACAGCGGCCUGACAGCGGUGGCGGUGGCCAGCGUCAACAACUACACCGUGGUGUUCCUGGGCACUGCCAGCGGAGGACUCCUGAAGAUUAAUCUGGACAAUACCAUGAAGGUGGUUAGCAGGAGAUCCAUUUCAGUGGCUUAUGGAGAGCCUGUCCAUCCCAUCAUGCAGUUUGACCCUUCUGAUUCCACCUACCUCUAUCUGAUGACCUCCUACCAGAUGAUGCGGGUGAAGGUGGCUGCCUGCAACCAGUACUCGACGUGCACGGAGUGCCUGGCCGCUGCUGACGCUUACUGUGGGUGGUGCACAAUGGAGACCAGGUGUUCUUUGCAGCAUGAGUGCACGAACUUCACAGGGGCCAACUUCUGGGCGAGUGCAAGUGAAGGAGUGGAGCAGUGCCCUUCCAUGACCAUCUUGGAGCCUGAGAUUAAUAUCGACAAAGAGAACCCGGCCCUGAUAAUACAAAUAAAUGGGACUAUCCCGAACCUGAAUGGAACAAAUAUUUCAUGUGACUAUGGAAAUAAUAUCCACACAGUAGCCAGAGUUGCUGGAGAUUACGUAAACCAAUUUAUUUAUUGCAGUUUACUUCCACGUGAGAAAUAUCCCGUGUUUCCAGACGACCAAGACCACGUGGUCGUCGAAACUGCUCUCCGGGUCAACAGCAAAAACAUUAUCCGGGCCAAUUUCACCAUCUACGAUUGCAAAAGAACUGGAAACAUAUACCCGAAGAGAGCAUGCACCAGCUGCCUCUCAACCAGGUGGAAGUGUCAGUGGUGUCCCUCCACCUACACCUGUGUCUCCAACCGCUCACAGUGCGACGACGCGCUGCGGAUGAAGAAGAAAAUCGACUGCCCGCGAAUUGUACCUGCCUCGUUGGACCCAAUGCCCACAGGGGUAUCUCGGGACAUUACGAUCUCACUGGCUAACGCAACUUUUCCAAAGGAGACAGCUCUGGAGUGCCAUUUUGGGACGGACAGAACAUUCGAAGCCCGAUGGGUGAACUCCUCCGCCGUGGAGUGCCUACAUGUGCUGCUCCACACAUCAGAAAAAAGCCAUCUUUUCCCAGUGAACCUUCAGCUGAAGGACAGACCAGACAGAUUUAUUGACAGUCCAGAGACGAUGACAGUGGAGGUGUACAACUGUGCGACUGGGAGUGUGGACUGUUCACAGUGCCUGGGGAGGGAGGACCUGGGGCAUCGCUGCAUCUGGAGCGAGAGCAGCUCCAGCUGCAGGCUGCACAGCGAGCCCCCCCACAUCUCGGACGUUUGCCCAGCUCCGGAGAUUAAGAAGAUUGAGCCGCUGCGCGGGCCGCUGGAGGGGGGCACCUUGCUGACCAUCCGCGGGAGGAACCUGGGCCGACGCUUCAGCGACAUACUCGGCGCCGUCAGGAUCGGCAGCGUGCAGUGCGCGCCGCUGCCUGACAGAUACGUCGUCUCCGAGAUGAUUGUGUGUCAGACCGGGGAGGCUCAGGAGACGUUUUCUGAUGUGGUGACGGUUAACGUGAGCCGGGAAGGGAAGUCCAGGGAGCGAUACUCCUACGUGCUUCCCUUGGUGCAGUCCAUAGCUCCCCUGAAUGGUCCGAAGGCUGGAGGAACCAGAGUGACCAUCAGAGGCAGCAGACUGGAUGUUGGCUCUGAGCUCCGCGUCCUCGUCAACACCUCCAAGCAGUGCACUGACCUCAGCCGCAACGACAGCACCAUCACCUGCACCAUGCCGUCGGCAGACAUCACCACGGCCGUGCGGGUCUGUGUCCAGUUCGAGAACAAGUCUUGUGCCAGCUACAACAUCACGUUCAAGUAUGAGAAGAACCCGAUUAUAUCAGACAUCAACCCCAAAAAGAGCCAGAUCAGCGGAGGCAGGAUCAUCACCUUGGAAGGAAGAGGCUUUGAGCUGGUCCAGAAUGUGUCCAUGGUGGUCCGUGGCAUUGGCAGAGAGCCAACGAGCUGUAAGGUUCACACCGACACUGUGAUCACCUGCCCCUCCCCGGCUGCCUCCAACAUCACCGUGGGGAGCAAGCCUGCACCCGUUGAUUUCUAUCUCAAUGGCCGGCUCUACGCAGAUGACCGUCCGGCUCUGGAUGAGGAGAUGUACCCUGAGGAGGUCUUGCACAUCAGCAAGUUCAGCCUGGAGUACUAUGCCGACCCCCAGUUCUUCACAGCCAAGAAGGAGAAGUGGAUCAAGCACCAUCCUGGCGAGCCCUUAACUCUGGUUAUACACAAAGAGCCGGACAGCCUGGGCCUGGAAAGCAAUGAGUACCAAGUGAAAAUUGGCCUCAUCUCAUGCGAGAUCCAGAUUGUUUCGGACAAAGUCAUCCACUGCUCUGUCAAUGAGUCGCUGAGCACUUCGGAAAGACAGUUACCGGUGACGAUCCAAGUUGGAAAGUUCAACUACACGAUUGCGAUGCUGCACCUUGGGGGAGGAGAGACCGCAAUCAUCGUCUCCAUUGUCAUCUGCAGCAUCUUGCUGGUCCUCUCCGUCGUAGCUCUCUUUGUGUUUUGCACAAAGAGCCGCAGAGCAGAGCGCUACUGGCAGAAAACCCUGCUCCAGAUGGAGGAGAUGGAGUCGCAGAUCCGGGAGGAAAUCCGCAAAGGUUUUGCGGAACUGCAGACAGACAUGACAGACCUGACCAAGGAGUUAAACCGCAGCCAGGGGAUCCCAUUCCUGGAGUACAAGCACUUUGUCACCCGGACUUUCUUCCCCAAAUGUUCCUCGCUCUACGAGGAGUGCUACAUCCUGCCAUCCCAGCAGCUCAGCUCCCAGGUGGGCUCCCAGGUCCAGGAAACUCAUCCACUGCUGGUGGGGGAAUGGAAAAUCCCUGAAAACUGCAGACCAAACAUGGAAGAAGGAAUCUCACUGUUCUCCACCCUGCUCAACAACAAGCACUUUCUCAUCGUGUUUGUCCACGCUCUCGAGCAACAGAAGGACUUUGCUGUUCGAGACAGAUGUAACCUUGCCUCCCUGCUUACAAUUGCGUUGCAUGGGAAACUGGAGUAUUACACCAGCAUCAUGAAGGACCUCUUGGUGGACCUAAUAGAUGCUUCAGCUUCCAAAAACCCCAAGCUGAUGCUGAGGAGAACGGAAUCUGUGGUGGAGAAGAUGCUCACCAACUGGAUGUCCAUCUGCAUGUACAGCUAUCUCAGACUCCGAAAACUUCUGAGCAGCCUCGGAGAGAUGCUGGUGGGAGGAGACGGUCGGAGAUUUUUUUUCUGUGCGAUCAAACAGCAGAUUAACAAAGGGUCCAUCGAUGCCAUUACGGGGAAAGCCAGGUACACCCUCAACGAGGAGUGGCUGCUGAGGGAGAACAUUGAGGCAAAGCCAAGGAACCUCAACGUCUCCUUCCAAGGGUGUGGGAUGGACUCCCUGAGUGUCAGAGCCAUGGACACAGACACACUCAGCCAAGUGAAGGAGAAGAUUCUGGAGGCCUUCUGCAAGAAUGUCCCCUACUCCCAGUGGCCAAGGGUGGAAGACGUUGACCUUGAGUGGUUCGCCACCAGCACCGACAGCUACAUCCUCCGGGACCUUGAUGACACCUCGGUGGUGGAGGACGGCAGGAAGAAACUCAACACGUUGGCCCAUUACAAGAUCCCUGAAGGAGCGUCACUGGCCAUGAGUUUGUCAGACAAGAAGGACACCACGCUGAGCAGAGUGAAGGAUUUGGACACCGAAAAGUACUUCCACUUGGUUCUCCCAACCGAUGAGUCGGUUGAACACAAGAAGUCCCACAGACAGAGCCAUAGGAAGAAAGUCCUACCGGAGAUCUACCUGACCAGGCUACUCUCUACAAAGGGCACGCUGCAGAAGUUCCUGGAUGACUUGUUCAAAGCCAUUCUCAGUAUCCGAGAUGAUAAACCACCUGUGGCCGUGAAGUAUUUCUUUGACUUCCUAGAGGAACAAGCAGAGAAAAGAGGGAUCACAGACCCCGACACUAUGCACAUCUGGAAGACCAACAG